Messenger RNA from Paramormyrops kingsleyae, 3554 nucleotides. RefSeq names its product ADP-ribosylation factor interacting protein 2b (gene arfip2b). The record is from RefSeq and is a predicted model, not a curated record. Gene Ontology annotation, molecular function: phospholipid binding; protein domain specific binding. NCBI's taxonomy places the organism in Eukaryota, Metazoa, Chordata, Actinopteri, Osteoglossiformes, Mormyridae. Gene Ontology annotation, cellular component: trans-Golgi network membrane. Gene Ontology annotation, biological process: intracellular protein transport; regulation of Arp2/3 complex-mediated actin nucleation.
UCGCCGCGCCGGGGCUCCGCGGAGCCUUCAAGCCGGACCGCGAUCCCGGAGCCGCCGAGCCCCCGCAUGUCGUCAGUUCCGCUCGACGGUGCCGGUCUGAAGAAAGUGGGCUGGACGUAGCCAGCGACUGGUUAACAUACACAAAAAAGGCAAGAAGGCGGCGAAGGGGGGGAAUCAGGCAGUUAUGCAUUAAGACAACAUAACGGGGGAAACAGACAAACUGUCAUUUUGUGAAUGUAUGUAGUCGUGAGUCUUGUUCGGGUUAAGGAAAAAAAAUACGGGUUCUCGGAGACUGCCUUCUCAUCGUAAGCACUGGUGGAACACACUGGUUGGCUCGUCUGUCUAAUUGGGAAGCCUGGGCUUUGACACGGGUGAGCCACACCCCCUUGCCUCCCCCAGGCCAUAGUUUGCCAGCAUGGCUGAGAGCAUAAUGAGCAAGGCAGCCACUAUGGAGAUACCCAUCAAUAGCAACGGAGACACCAGGGCUCUCCCAGAGGACGACAGCCUCGAACAGGAUCUCCAACAGGUGAUGGUGUCCGGGCCAAACCUAAACGAGACCAGCAUCGUCUCAGGCGGUUAUGGAGGCACUGCAGAGGGCAUCAUCCCAACCAGCUCCAUUAAAGGGCCCGCCAUCCAUCUCAACCCAGGAUAUCUGGGAGGCAGACGUAUCCCAGCCCCUGGACAAGACCUGCGUAUGAAAUCCAUGGGGAUUAUAACCCCCCCCAGCGGGUUGGCCGCCAGCCGGAUAGCCAGCCACUACAACAGCUUUCCAGGAUCCACCAUGCACCACAGCAGCACCAGUUCGUCGGCAAUGGCUGAGGAGGCCACCAGGGGCGUCGCUGUGGAGAAGUUUGACAUUAUGAAGAAGUGGGGCCUCAACACCUACAAGUGCACCAAGCAGAUGAUCUCGGAGCGCUUUGGCCGGGGCUCCAGGACGGUGGACCUGGAGCUGGAGGCACAGAUCGACGUGCUGCGGGACACCAAGCGCAAGUAUGAGAACGUGCUGCGGCUGGCGCGGGCGCUCACCAACCACUUCUACAGCAUGGUGCAGACGCAGCACGCGCUGGGCGACACCUUCGCCGACCUCAGCCAGAAGUCGCCGGAGCUCCGGGAUGAGUUUGGUUACAAUGCAGAGACUCAGAAGCUGCUGUGCAAGAACGGCGAGACACUGCUGGGCGCCAUUAACUUCUUCGUAUCCAGCAUCAACACGCUGGUCAACAAGACCAUGGAGGACACACUCAUGACCAUCAAGAUGUACGAGAAUGCAAGGCUGGAGUUUGAUGCCUACCGCGCGGAUCUGGAGGAGCUGAACCUGGGUCCUCGGGACGCAGUCACCCUGGCCCGCAUCGAGACGGCACAAAACGAGUACCAGGACCACAAGGACAAGUACGAGAGACUGCGCAGUGACGUCUCGGUCAAGCUUAAGUUCCUGGAAGAAAACAAGGUGAAGGUGAUGCACAAACAGCUGCUCCUCUUCCACAACGCCAUCUCCGCCUACUUCGCCGGCAACCAGCAGCAGCUGGAGCAGACGCUCAAGCAGUUCAACAUCAAGCUGAAGCCUCCAGGGUCGGACAAGCCGUCUUGGCUGGAGGAGCAGUGAAGGUCCCAGCAUCGCCAACCGCCAUCCCAAAUCCUGGAACCACCACCACCUCCACCACCCACUUCUGUUCCCGGUCUCCACCCUUUUGCUCUGCAGCAGACCACGCAGGCAGACGGGAUAUGCGCAGGCCAAGAUGGACGCCGGUAGGAGAGCCAACGGCAGUCAGACCUUGAGAGACCAGCACUCCUAAAUAAAAAAUGGGGGUUCAUUAUUGCAUUUCUCCUUUUUUUUUACCUAUUUGUCACUCUUCCUUCCCUUUCCUGUCUGAUCUAUCUUGCUGAAAGUUCUAGGCACGUAGGAACACCAAUUGUCAUCUUUUCUGUUGCCCCUCAAUUUUAUAAAGCUGUUCUCAAUAUUUUCAAGUGAAGGAUUAGAAACAUAAAAACACAGAAGACCCCCUCCCGCCAACACAGGCAAUACAGUGCCCGGUGACCCAGGACUGCAGAUCCAGAACUCUGACCUUCACCGAGAGAAGCUGUACUGUUUACCGCAGCUGUGACUUAUCUAUGAAAUGUUUCGUCACGUUGACUGAGCUGAUGUCAGCAUAUGUGUGCAAAUAAGUUCCUUGGGGGGGGAAAAAUGAAUGAAGACUUCAAGCGCUGAUAUCAGGCCAUGACUGAAGAUAGCGGUUAUGAUAAAGGAGCUCAGGACCUGACAAUCGGAAGCUGAGACCUUGGGAAACAGAGCGAGUGCGUGAGAGUUGCCAUUUCAACGAAUAACUGAUUCUCCUAUUUCUGAAUCUGGUUGUUCUGUUUUACUCAAAUGCAAAUGAUCUAUAUUGAUGCCUUUUUUUUUUGUUUAUGAAUGCGAACCAUUCUCUGCCAGGGCGUAAUUACCAGUGUGUGUUGCCGGAUUAAAAUCCUUCCCAUCCUAAGCACCAGCAGUUUUUUUUCCUUCUCCCUCUUUCAGUUUUGGCAUGCUUGCAAUUGUAACGGCUUUGACCAAUCAGACGUGAGCUCAGUGCUGGCACUAAUUAUCUGGUUGUCUUGCACUGAAAUGGGCCCAUAGACCUCCCCGCCUUCUUAAAACCAAUUAGUGGGUUUCGUAUACUGCCUGAGCUUCAUCUGAAAAGGCGUAUCAGAGUUGCAGUCAUCGUGGUUACAGUUGUCAUUUUACAGUUAACGUCCUGGGCUCAGUGUGUGUGUGUGUGCGUGCGCGUGUGCAUGUGCGUGCGUAUUUGUGUUGUGUUCCUUUGUGUUUUUGUCCUAACAUUCCCCCGUUUAUUUUAAAAAAUAUAUAUCAAUUAAGCGAUUGUAAGAACACUAAAUUUGGGAUGUUUACAGAAUCAUAUCCCAUUAUGUAACUUAAUCACAAAUGGAUUCUCUCUCUUGUUUUCUCUCCUUUUUCCCUCACUCUGUUCUGUUUGUUGUCGUUGUAUUUUCUCCAAAGUGGUUAAACGGAGGGAAACGGGGCAAUCUUUACAUAUCCACGCCGUGAUGUGCUUUUGUGAUGGACAAACAAACAUAAGGCCAGUGUCCUCACUGUCACACUGAGGCAGACGCAUAAAUCAGAUAUUGCACUAAAUCAGCUGCAUGUGUAACCCCUAACCCCAACCCAAAAAGCCACCCACUCCCAUUUCCAAAAAGGAUUCAUCCGGAAAGUAGUAAGCAAACUUGUGGUUUCGGUAAUGGAUGAAAAACAUACAAAUAAUCACAGAAUGGUUUAACAAAGUGUGAUAGACUAAGUCACUCCUUAAGUAGUAUUAGUUAUUAGGGGAAAUGACAGAGUUUAUGUAUUUUAUCAUUUGCGUACAAUCUAUUUUUUAGGCUGCUUUGUGAUAUUGUAGUGAAUGAAUGACUGUAUAUAUGUAAUGAUAUUUAAGAUGAAAAAUUAAACCGAUGUCUUGGGAUCAUGUGGAUAUCUGCUAUUACUCGUCACUCGAAUCUUAACCCUCCUGGAAGUAGUUGUAUGACUAGAACAUGCAACAAAAUUAAAACAAGAAUGUUUUCAAAAA